Molecule: messenger RNA, 1782 nt
Organism: Kazachstania africana CBS 2517
Lineage: Eukaryota; Fungi; Ascomycota; Saccharomycetes; Saccharomycetales; Saccharomycetaceae
Exons: 1
Coding region: 1-1782 (593 amino acids)
Biological process (GO): 'de novo' IMP biosynthetic process
Cellular component (GO): cytosol
Molecular function (GO): phosphoribosylaminoimidazolecarboxamide formyltransferase activity; IMP cyclohydrolase activity
Source: RefSeq, a predicted model, not a curated record
AUGUCAUCUUCUCAACUUGCUAUUCUCUCAGUCUACGAUAAGACAGGUCUGCUCGAAGUCGCACAAGCAUUGAACUCUCAUAACGUUCGUAUUAUUGCCUCCGGUGGUACCGCAAGAUUAUUAAGGGAAAAUGACGUUCCUGUUGAAGAUGUCUCUGCAAUUACUCAAGCACCAGAAAUGCUAGGCGGUAGAGUGAAAACUUUGCAUCCCGCAGUGCACGGUGGCAUUUUAGCCAGAAGCAAUGAAUCAGACGCAAAUGAAUUGGCCAAAUUGAAUAUAGAUAAAAUUGAUUACGUUGUUUGUAAUCUAUAUCCUUUCAAAGAAACCGUCGCUAAAGAAAAUAUCACCAUGGGUGAAGCCAUCGAAGAAAUUGACAUCGGUGGUAUCACACUUUUAAGAGCUGCUGCAAAGAAUCAUGAAAGAGUAACAAUUUUAUCCGAUCCAAAGGAUUAUUCCAAUUUUAUUACCAAUUUGAAUGAAUCUAAAGUUACUCAGGAUUUUAGAAAUAAAUUGGCUUUGAAAGCAUUCGAGCACACUGCAAGCUAUGAUGCUGCAAUCUCAGACUUUCUAAGGAGAACCUACUCACAGAAUGAAAAAAUGCUUCAAUUACGCUAUGGUACAAAUCCUCAUCAGUCUGACGCACAGGCUUUUAUUGGCGAAGGAGCUAACACUUUGCCUUUGAAAGUACUUAAUGGUUCUCCAGGUUAUAUUAAUCUGUUGGAUGCAUUAAACUCUUGGCCUUUAGUUAAAGAAUUAUCACAAUCAUUGAAGUAUCCGGCAGCUGCUUCAUUCAAGCAUGUAUCACCGGCUGGUGCAGCUGUAGGGUUGCCAUUAGAUGACAUUGAGAGACAAAUUUAUUUCGUUAAUGACAUUGCUAACAUCAACUCAUCCUCAUUAGCUUGUGCUUAUGCUAGAGCCCGUGGUGCUGAUAGAAUGUCAUCCUUUGGUGAUUGGAUUGCCUUAUCCCAUGUUGUGGAUGUAACAACCGCUAAGAUCAUCUCUAGAGAAGUUAGUGAUGGUGUUAUCGCUCCAGGUUACGACUCUGAAGCAUUAGAAAUUUUACAAAAGAAGAAGGGCGGCAGAUAUUGUGUUUUACAAAUGGAUCCAGACUACAUUCCAAAGGACAUUGAAACAAGAGAAGUUUACGGUAUUUCAUUACAACAAAAAAGAGAUGAUUCUAUCAUCGAUACAUCUUCUUUUUCCAAAAUUGUCUCCAAAAAUAAAGAUAUUAACGAGCAGGCAUUGAUUGAUUUAACAGUAGCUACCAUUGCAUUGAAAUACACGCAAUCAAAUUCUGUAUGCUAUGCAAGGAAUGGUAUGACGAUCGGACUUGGUGCUGGUCAACAAUCCAGAAUCCACUGUACCAGAUUGGCUGGUGACAAAGCAGAUAAUUGGUGGUUCAGACAACACCCAAGAGUUUUAGGUAUCAAAUGGGCGAAGGGUGUCAAGAGGCCAGAAAAAUCAAAUGUCAUCGACCUUUACGUCACUGGACAAAUUCCAACUGAUGAAAAGGAAAAGGCAGACUAUGAAUCCAAGUUCGAAGUGGUGCCAGAACCAUUGAAUGAGACCGAAAGAAAUGAAUGGCUAGCAGAAUUAAAAGGUGUAGCCCUUUCCUCGGAUGCAUUUUUUCCAUUCCCUGACAACGUUUAUAGAGCCGCUAAAUCAGGUGUCAAGUAUAUUGCUGCCCCAGCGGGUUCAGUGAUGGAUGAAGUUGUCUUCAGUACUGCAGAUGCGUUAGAUAUGGUUUUUACCGUAAAUUCACUUCGUUUAUUCCAUCAUUAA